Molecule: messenger RNA, 3189 nt
Organism: Monopterus albus (swamp eel)
Lineage: Eukaryota; Metazoa; Chordata; Actinopteri; Synbranchiformes; Synbranchidae
Gene: gpr153
Product: G protein-coupled receptor 153
Exons: 6
Coding region: 648-2663 (671 amino acids)
Biological process (GO): G protein-coupled receptor signaling pathway
Cellular component (GO): membrane
Molecular function (GO): G protein-coupled receptor activity
Source: RefSeq, a predicted model, not a curated record
GGGAGCGCGCAACAGUCAUGCCUCAUCCGUCGCUCGCUUCGGCAGAGACGGUAAAUACAAGAAGACUCUCGUCUUUUGCUUAAAAUUACCCAGUAUUUUGCGACUGAUGCUUCCGAGCGACCGCCCACCUCGUGGUGAGGAAGGUGGAAAUUCUAAGCCACCUCGUCCAUUAUUUGUCAUUUUGUUCCCGCGUCAAUGAGACAAAGAGGGCAACAAGACUCCAGAGGAGUACAGCUGUGGUGAUAUGGUGCAUCAGGGCUCAUUCUUCAUUUUGCAGGUCAUUCCUUUAAGUUGAUGCUGUCACUGUCUUGGUUUGGGGACGUAAAUGCUGGGAAGCCACCCCGAACUGAUGUUUGCAUUCCCCGGAACAGUGAUCCGGUAGGAGCACAAACGAAAGCUUGUAAGGGAACUGGCCGGGCUCUUCCAUUCUCCCCAUCUAACAACCCACUGUGUUGCACCACUGCCGUGUCUUCUCCCCGCUGUGCCCAAUCCAUGGAGAAAGCACACCCACCCAGAUAGGAUGCCUGCCUCACCUGACACCCUGCAUUCCCUCCUGCCCAUCACCACCUCCUCCUUCUCCUCACGUGUACCUGCUCUUGCCAACAGUUCCUUGUGGCCCCCCAGGCUCCGCUCUGCCCCGCUCCAACAUGGUGGAUGAGGUAACCACCAUGAAGGAUGACAUCAUCAAUGCCAACACGCUGGCUUGGCUGGUCUGCUCGGGCGUGUCCAUCCUGGCCAACACUUGGAGCAUCCUUAGCGUUAGUGCCAAGCAGAAAAAGUGGAAGCCUCUGGAGUUCCUCAUCUGCACGUUGGCGGGCACGCACAUUCUCAACAUGGCCAUCCCCAUUACAAUGUACUGUGUCAUAACACUGCGCCGUCAGCACUCCAAUUAUGAGUGGAACGAGGGUCUGUGCAAGGUGUUUGUCUCCACUUUCUACACUCUCACAUUAGUCACCUGCUUCUCCGUCACUUCGCUCUCUUAUCACCGCAUGUGGAUGGUACGCUGGCCUGUUAACUACAGAUUGAGUAACACCAAGAAGCAGGCGGUGCACACAGUGAUGGGCAUCUGGAUGGUCUCCUUCAUUCUGUCCACACUUCCUGCAGUGGGCUGGCAUGACACGAUCGACCGUUUCUACACCUCUGACUGCAGAUUCAUUGUGACGGAGAUUGGCCUUGGCUUCGGUGUGUGCUUUCUGCUGCUGAUUGGUGGCAGCGUGGCCAUGGGUGUGAUCUGCAUCGGCAUUGCUCUUUUCCAGACUUUCUCCAUUCAGGCAGGCCACAAUGCAGACAAGAACAAGUUCAACGUCCCCACCAUUGUGGUGGAGGAUGCCCAGGGGAAACGCAGAUCAUCUAUCGAUGGAUCAGAGCCUCUUAAGACAUCAUUGCAGAUCACCUACCUGAUUAGUGGUAUCGUCUUCAUCUAUGACUUCCUGACUGGCUUUCCCAUACUGGUGGUGAGCUUUGCCAGUCUGAAGUUUGACCGCUCCUACAACUGGAUGGUGUUGUGUGUGCUGUGGUGCUCGAUCGCCCAGUCUAUCCUGCUGCCCAUGUUCCUCUGGGCUUGUGACCGCUAUCGGGCCGACAUUCGCAUGGUGUGGGAGAAGUGCGUAGCCAUCAUGUCCAACGAUGAAGUGGAUGAAGAAAACAGCCAAGAUGGAGGAAUUCAUGCCGACUUAAUAUAUGACAGACCAUAUGACUAUAGCUCGGCGCCUGAAAUCGUGACGGUAGACCAUAAUGCCAAGUAUGAGUUCUCAACCUUAGAAAGGGGGGUUCUGCAAGGGUAUCCAUUGAGGGAACAACAGGAAGAUAAAAUGCAGUAUUUGCAGGUGCCCCCUAUAAGAAGAUACUCCCACGACGAAACCGACAUGUGGACCAGCGCCCAGAUCCCCACAUACCUUCACCGAUGGGGCUCCACCGAGGACAUGAUCAUGAGUGCCCACUACAGCUCCACCUUGCUGCGCCACGAGAGGCGCAGGAACAAUCUGGUCUUCUACCACGAGGAGAGCCACCAUCACCAUCACCCACAUCACAAGUGGCGAUGCUCCGAGGAUAGUAUGCACUCCCUCAAGCACCUGCCACGCGUGGUUUGUGGUGGAGAGUGCUAUGAGCCAUGUUUCAGCCGUGACGAGGUGAUCAACUUUAUAGAUGAGACGCCGCUGCCGAGCCCCAGGAACAGCCCGCGGCGCACAUCCUCCAUCUCACUUAUCCCCAGUGUGUAUGAACAGCACACAGUCAUUCUUCCUCACUUCCCACUGACAGACUUUGAGCGUGAACCUCAAGCACUUAGGCGACACUUGGAACAUAAAAGGAGUGGUAGUCGGGGGACCUCGCCUGAGGGUUCCCCCAACACAGACAGACCUAAUGGAAGGAAGAGCCCCGGGGCUUGUGGCUCUGGUAAAGACUGCUGGGAGCGCCUGCAAGAAAGGAAACAGCAGGUUGAAGUGGGCUCACCUAGGGACAGCCAGCGGACUCCAGGGCACUCUGCCUCUAGGCCCAGGACAGGCGGUGGAGGCAAGACUGGUGCUGGAGUAGACUUUGGCCAUCAGAAGCACUUGAGCAAAGCUGAGACUAAAGGAAGCACAAACAGUUUUGUAAGCACCCCCUCAGCAUCUUCCUCGGGAUACAUCACCUUCCACUCUGGUUCUUUAGGCUCCACUACCUAAAAGUAAAGUUUUCCCUUGUUAGAAUCAACUUUAUUACUGAAGUUAUAAAGAAAACCAUUGGAAUUUGGGUGGUUAUGAGAAAGAGAUACUGGAUUAUCUGGCUGUUUUAACUGUGCCACAUGUUUUACUAUAUAUACUACCAAUAGAUAUCUGUUUUGCUAAAUGGCCUUGGGAGCUUUAGACACAAUUUGUGAAGGGGCCUAAAGCUCAUUUAGUGUGUAGGCUGCUGAAAAUGUUGGGUGGUGCUGUUAUUUAGCUUUGACAUCUGAAAAUAUCCACAGAGGAUGCUUUUUUCCUCCUGGUCCUCUUCUUUUCAGACACAAAUGAACUGUUUUUAAACAGUCUGAACAUUCUCACAUGUUGUGUUUGGUGUUUGAUGUUGUUUCUUAUGAAAUGCUCAGAGAAUGAGAGGAUGUAAAUAGUUACAUCCUCCAAUUCUUUGAGUAUGUGGGUGGUGUUUUUCUUUAUUAUUUUUUUCACGUAAGAAAUUUAAAUCAGUUUGUAUUUUAUUAGGCCUGUAAUGGCU